Messenger RNA from Cyprinodon variegatus (sheepshead minnow), 2859 nucleotides. RefSeq names its product gamma-aminobutyric acid receptor subunit beta-4-like (gene gabrb4). The transcript is spliced from 10 exons. Lineage: Eukaryota; Metazoa; Chordata; Actinopteri; Cyprinodontiformes; Cyprinodontidae. Gene Ontology annotation, biological process: regulation of membrane potential; nervous system process; monoatomic ion transmembrane transport. Gene Ontology annotation, molecular function: neurotransmitter receptor activity; extracellular ligand-gated monoatomic ion channel activity; GABA-A receptor activity. Gene Ontology annotation, cellular component: neuron projection; GABA-A receptor complex; membrane. The record is from RefSeq and is a predicted model, not a curated record. Bases 555 to 2093 code for a protein of 512 amino acids.
AUACACAUCAGCCGACCGCAGCUUUCAGCUCAGUCAAAUAUCCUUUAACAGCAUCACAUUGUGGGCAAAGACUGGCGCCCGGAGCGUCGCUGGAACCAUGCCUCUCCUGCAGAUCUGGACUGGGGAUUUUUAUUCACCGAUUUGAUUGUCAGGAGGCUGCUGCUUCAGCCAUUCAUGCCAGUGUUUGCUUUUUUUCUGCCUUUCCCCCCCUCCUUCCCCCCACAACUGGACUUGUCAUCACUUUUAAAAGUAUCCUGUAUGCUGUUCUUUUUUAUUCGAGCAAAGAUGUCUGAUCUUCUGGUGCUGGUCGAGGGACUCUGUGACCUGCACGGAUUUCCAUAGCUGAGGGAAAACAGCGGGGGCCAAAUAUCAGAUUUUUCUUUUGUUUUGUCCUUUAUAAUGAAGAAAUUGCAUGAGUAGAUGUAGGUGAGUUCAUUUGACUGGUUUAAAAGGGCAAUUAUUAUUAUUUUUUUAAUUGCCUGCUUUUAGUUUGUGCGUUUUGGGGGAGGACCACUGGACUGGUUGGAUUAUAGGAACUAUAAGGAUUCGUGGAGAUGUUGGGUCGUCAAGAAGAAAAAAUAUGUGGAAUUUCCUCUGCUUUGGCGGCUUUGUCAUUCCUAUGCUUUGUUCAAAGCUCCUCCACCGGAAGCAGCGGAAUGUCUGUGGCCAAGACUACCGUGGACAAGUUGCUGAAGGGAUAUGAUAUCCGUCUCAGGCCUGAUUUUGGAGGUCCUCCAGUCAUUGUAGGGAUGAGCAUCAAUAUAGCCAGUAUCGACUCCAUCUCAGAAGUAAACAUGGACUACACUAUCACAAUGUAUUUCCAGCAGAGCUGGAGAGACAAACGUUUGGCCUACGGAGAGCUGAACCUAAACCUGACUUUAGAUAAUCGUGUAGCAGACCAGCUGUGGCUCCCUGAUACCUACUUCCUUAAUGACAAGAAGUCCUUUCUUCAUGGUGUGACUGUGAAAAAUCGCAUGAUCCGGUUACACCCUGAUGGCACAGUACUAUACGGACUGAGAAUAACAACUACUGCUGCCUGCAUGAUGGAUUUAAGGAGGUACCCUCUUGAUGAACAGAACUGCACUCUGGAAAUUGAAAGCUAUGGAUAUACAACAGAUGACAUCGUAUUUUUUUGGCAAGGAGACGACAACGCUGUGACCGGGGUCGACAAGUUGGAGUUACCUCAGUUCUCCAUUGUGGACAUCCGCUUGGUGUCGAGGGAGGUCAGGUUUACUACAGGUUCAUAUCCGAGGCUUUCAUUGAGUUUCCGGAUUAAGAGGAACAUUGGCUAUUUCAUCUUGCAGACAUAUAUGCCCUCCAUCUUGAUCACCAUCCUCUCCUGGGUCUCCUUCUGGAUCAAUUAUGAUGCCUCUGCAGCUCGUGUGGCCCUCGGUGUGACAACGGUGCUUACCAUGACCACAAUUAACACUCACCUUAGGGAGACCCUCCCAAAGAUUCCUUACGUGAAAGCCAUCGACGUCUACCUCAUGGGCUGUUUUGUGUUCGUGUUCCUGGCCCUGCUUGAAUAUGCCUUUGUAAAUUAUGUGUUCUUUGGCCGGGGCCCUGCACAACAGAAGAAAAUCAAUGAGAGAUUGGGCAAAGUCAACAACGAGCGCACAAGAUACGAAGAGAAGCGCCUGAGGGAACAGGACUCCAUUUCCGUGCCGUUUCAAACCAACACCUUCAGGUCAUUUACACAACGAAGAAAUCUGUAUCUCGAGGAACAAAGAAAAGUUGGGGUGGAUGCUUAUGGAAACAUCCUCCUCACAACACUGGACAUGAACAACGAGGUGAUGCCUUCUGACGUGGGUAGCAGCAUCGGUGACUCUCGGAAUUCCGUCAUGUCCUUUGACAGCUCCGGGGUCCAGUUUAGGAAACCCAUGACUCCACGGGAUGGCUACAGCCCCCACUCACUGGACCGAAGCGCCAUGCGGAGCAGGGCCAACUGUCGGCUACGACGACGCUCCUCAAAGCUCAAGUUGAAAAUCCCAAACCUGUCAGAUGUUAGCACCAUUGACAAGUGGUCCCGGGUCAUUUUCCCUAUUACCUUUGGAUUUUUCAACCUAAUCUACUGGUUGUACUAUGUGAAUUGAUGUGCAUCCCACUAGGAAUCAUGGGCCAUAUUUUGAGAGCACAUUAAAUUGGCUUUGAUACAGUUCCAAAAUAUGUAUACACAUAUACAAGUUGAACAUAUGUAUAUGCAUAUUUCCAUAUAUUAUAUUUAUAUAUACACAUGUGAAAUCUGAAGGACCUUUCUGCUGUACAGAGUAUUACUAGGAUGACUUGAAUGUUUAAGAAUACUUGUGCGAGAAGAAUUUCAACGCCUUGAGUUUCUUUUUCCUCCUGAAACAAACAUGUUCCCCAUCAAAGGGGUUUUCGGAACAAAAGACUGCAUGAUAUUUUUGCUAAAAAAAAAAAAAGAAAAGCAAAAAAAAAAAAGAUUAAAAAGAAAAAGUGAACACUCUUGAUAGAGAAAAGAUGUCUCAGAGUUCCAUUGACUUUUUAUUGAUACUUAUCGUACUCAGAAAUCCUCUUCAACAGCUUGAGAAAUCAGCAGUGGCUUGUCUGUCCCGGCGUUGGCUCAGUGAGGUCUUUGGCACCACCUUUGAUCCCCGCUCACCUUCUGCCAUUACCCAACAGAAUGACGUACGGAAACCUACAAUUCUACAAUGUACAGCGACCUUGUUUGGAUUAUGUGGUGUUCCUUGGCUUUUUUUUAGAGUGAAUAUUGUUCACCUUAUCAGACAUCAGGUGCAGCUAAAUGGUCUCCAUUUGGUUGGCAUAUUGAUAGGUUAUUAAACCGCUGCAUUUACACCAACAGUUUAACCUUAAACUUGUGUUCCUGUUUUUCCUCUUUUU